AUGGAAGUCUCGACCAUGGGUUCUGUGGCCGUGGGGAAGCGCGUCUUUGCGACUCUGGGCGAGGACGAUGGAGCCACCAGUGACUUCUACCGCCGGCACCACAGCUCAAUCCCAGAGCAAGCCACGACAUCCAGAACUACUGGACCCCGUCAAAGGCGGAAGAUCAGCGAAGACGAUAUGGCCUCGACAGCAUCUAGUACCCGUUCCACCUCUCUCGCUACCUCAACGCCCGUCUCUCCUGCAAGCUAUCUUCGCCGUGCAUUCAAGGCCGAUGCCUCGAUUGUGCUCCUUGGCAUGCCAGGGACUGGCAAGUCUACCUUGGCCGUCAUUGCCUCGAUGGCGUGCCGACGGCGCGUCAUCGAUGUUGACGACGUGUUUCAAGAAACGACGGGGUUUUCCACCGCCAAAUACCGCAAGCAGUUCGGUGCGGCCAACUACAAUCUGCGUCAGGAAGAGCUGCUGAGAACUCUCCUCCUUGAACAUGAUCACGGUGCGAUACUGGUAUGCAACGGCGUUUCCCUGGAAAGAAAUGGACAAGUCUUACUACAAGACUUUGGUCGAACGCACCCAGUGGUCCAUGUCCUGCGCGACCUUGCCAGUUUGCAUAGUUACUUGGGAGGACUUGACAUGCAAAGACUCAACGACAUGCUCGCCUUUACUGCACCUAUGCUUCGGCGCUGUUCUAAUUACGAGUUCUACAACAUCUCUGAGGUCAAAUCACCAAACAACAACGCUUCGAAUGAUCAGCCGGUGGCUCCGGCUUUUCUUACAUUAAAGAGAGCGCAGAGGACCUUCCUCAAGUACUUGUCACUCAUAACGACUCCGGAGCUUCCACACGAGUCGGUUGGAGCAUCCAUUCCACCGUUAGAACCUGGUUAUCCGCUUUCUGACGUUGCGACCGAGCUCCGUAGAUAUACUUGUGCAGUUCAAGUAUCUGUGGAUGACAUAUUGGCCGAAGAUGCCGAUAUCCAAAGCCUUGAAGUUGGAGCAGACGCCUUUGAAAUCAUCCUUGAUCUGAGUCAACAACGCCCUAUGACCAAUCUGAUGGACGACGUCAGCGCUUGUGUAUCCAAAGUUCGAAGAAGCACCGUAGUUCCCGUCAUAUAUCAUGUGCUACCCACUUCGACCUCUGAUGGUAGCAGAACUAUCUACUUGGAACACGUACACCAUGGGUUACGACUGGUACCUGAGUACGCAUCUAUCGACCUGUCGCUAGAUGCUGCUGCACUUGCCGAUGUAAUAAACAGUCGUGGUACUACCAAAAUCAUCGGACAUUUGCAUGCCGACAAACCAUGGGAUGAUCAUUUUUGGGUAACACAGUACGAAAAGGCAGUACAUUUAGGUUGCUCUGUCGUACGACUCACUCGCCCAGCAUCUUCCAUCGACGACGAUGUUCCGGUUCGCAGCUUCAGUAGUCGGAUGGAAACGCACGAGGCACAAGUGCCAGUGAUAUGCUACAACACAGGGCGAGCUGGUCGCCGCUCGACAUGUUUCAACAAAUAUCUCACACCUGUUGUUGCUGCCUCGAAAAGAGAGAAGACCAACCAGAUGGCGUCAACAGCACAAUAUCCUUACGACUCCUGGCUCACUGCCAGAGAAGUAACACAAGCCCUCUACAGCUCAUUUACAUUUGAUCCAAUGCAAAUGUACAUCAUUGGCGUACGCCUAGGAUACAGCGUUUCACCAGCGAUGCAUAAUGUAGCGUACGGCGCGUGCGGCAUGCCUCACACUUUCAGUCGCAUCGAGAGCCCAUCUGUGAACAAACUCCAAGAGCUAGUACGCAAACCAAACUUUGGUGGCUCUAUUGUUAUACAGCCCUUCAAGAUGGAGGUGAUGGCGUUGGUGGAUUCGCUGAGCCAACACGCGCGAGCGAUCGGGGCUGUUAAUACUGUGAUACCCGUGCGUCGAAGAAACGAAGACGGAAGCAUUCCCAAUGACCUCGAACUCUUCCAUGAGCGCAAUCAGUCUGGUCCGGUCCAAGCUCUGUAUGGAGACAACACGGAGUGGAUCGGAAUUCGGUCUUGCGUGCGGCGAGGUCUUUCUCCGGCUAAUGCAGUGCGUCCGUCGACAUGCGGACUAAUUAUCGGAGCUGGCGGUAUGGCAAGGGCAGCUGUCUAUGCGCUGCUGCAACUGGGGGUGAUGAACAUUGUGAUCUUCAACAGGACGUACGAAAGAGCCGAGAGUCUUGUCGCGCAUUUCUCCCGCCUUACCUCGAGUUCGGCAAAUGGUACUACGGCGUCUCCCAUGAUGCGCCAGAAGCGGCCAAAUCUGACGAUAUUGAGAUGGCGCGACGAGGCAUGGCCAGAGCACCUCCGGGAUCCUACCAUAAUCGUUUCGUGUAUCCCCACUGAUCCGAUAGAUGGAGGUCCUGCAGCUCAAUUUACGCUUCCACGGCAGUGGAUUCAGAGCCCUACAGGUGGUGUGGUGAUGGAAACGGCGUACAAGACACUAAACACGCCCUUGUCGCAGCAAGUACAGGACUGCCCGAAGAAGCUGUGGACAUAUAUGGAUGGCCUGGACUUUAUCCCGGAACAAGCUUUUGCCCAGUUCGAGCUGUUCACAGGCAAAAGAGCGCCGCGGAGGGUCAUGCGCGAGGAAGUACUGCGGGCAUGGAGGGAUGAACAGGGCAAUACUGAUAUAGAAAUGCCCCUCCAAGCACUUCCCCCGCCGUCGGCCAACGUUGUCAACACACGCUACGCCCACCUUCAACGGCCCGUCACCACCAGAGACGGCCAGGCAGACACGCAUGACGCCGCUUCCAUUGGCUCUGCGCUGAGCGAGCUCGAAGACGAUGCCGAGGACGAAUUCGAGAAGCGCAUGAUCCAGAAUGCACGCGACGAGCGGCGGCUGAACCAGGCGCUGGGGGGCCGACCUCAGGCUUUCAAGAAGGCGCGAACCCAUCCCCGUGUCGGACUGACGCUGGACAACCUGGAAAGGAACAGCGCGGCAGCUGCUGGAGCGGACGCGCAGGUCAAAUUCCAGAGUCCGCCGAGCAGCAGCGGGAGCACGAGGAGCGAUCCGGCUCUGCGUGCGCCAGCGACAUGGGGGAGGAAAGGCCGGACCAACAGGAGCUGGAUGCGGACCAUCACUUAUGAAGAGGAACAAGGGCAACAGCAACCACAGACGCCAGUCCCGGCCGACGACAGCAUCCACAAUCACUUUGACGAGCAAGCCGCCAGCCUGCCACACCGCUCCGUGCCAGACAGCCCGCUCUCGCACAAGGGCACUCCACGCAACGACGAGUCGCAAGAGUGGGACCUCACCUUUGAGCUCAACGAAGCCUCCAUGAUCGCAUCCACGCCCUACAUACCACGAAACACGGUGCUGGACGAUAUACGGCAGAGGGAGGCCGAGCCCUCUCAGUCGCCCAAGAGGAGACUGCGUGCGCGAACCCACUCGUGGCAGUCCAUUGGCAAGGCGCAGCCGGUUACGGGCAUCGGCAACCAAGACUCGCCUGUGGCUAUGUACAGGAGCGUUGAGAGCAUAGCUACAGUACAUCACGACGUAGUUGCCACGCCUCAGGUUGUCCCCCCGAGACGCAUACCGAGCCGAAGAGAAGAUUCGCAGGAUUUACUGCGACGGCUAGCUAGAGUAUCCAACACUCCAAGCCCGAGACAGGCAGCACCGUCGAGACCAGAAUCCGCCCCUCCAGCACAACUGAACACGUCCUCGCACAUGGUGGCGACAGACACGGCGCAAUCAGAGGCUCAAUCGGCUUCUGUAGAAAAGGUGCCUGUUCCUGCCCAGGCGCCCAAUGAGGCAGCUGCGCCCUCGACCGUUCAGCACGAGCAAGACAAACCAAACGAGGCUGAACGGUCGUCAGAGCCUGCGCCAGCGCCGGCACUAGAGGCUACAGGAGACGAUGCCCGUAGUGUAGAUGCUACACCCAUGCCCAAAGAGCGACCUGUCUUGAAUCCCAAGACACCAGUGGUAACUGGUGCUUGGGUCGACACACCAGGUCCCCGUACUGUACAGAGACCUGGCGUGACGUCUAGGUCACGCUCACGUUCGCCUAGAAAAGCUAGUCCGCCCAGGCAGAGACCAUCUGAAAAAGGCUCGGCCCCCGUUGCGGAGGAGCCAUCUGAAGCUGUCGCUAUAGAGCCUCUUCGUCCACACCUUCCCAAGUCUGCCUUGCAAUCUCUUGUCGACGAAGCGAAAUCCAAGGGCAGGCGACCGUCGGUAGACUAUGGCGACUCAACUAUCAACUCUUUGGAAGACCUCAUCACUCCAUCUGCCGAAAGCCCAAUGGAAGAAGAUACGCUUCAAGGCCUCCAACUACCAACUGAGACUCCCCGCAAUGAAGCAGAACGACAGCGACAACAGGAAUUGUUACAUCUCCACCGCAUGAACGACCGCCUCCGUGCAGCGCGAACCAGCAUCCGCGAUGCAAGUCGUGGCAUGAAGCGCGUCGAAGACCAAGUAGAGCAUGUGGAAGAAGGGGAGAAUGGCGAGAAGGUCAAAGUGAUUAGCCGCACAUGCCCUUGCGCAAUUGAUGGCCACGUCCAGACGUUCUCAAUGUGGAAAUGGUCCAGGGGUCUGUUUUGGGAACAACGAUUGAAAAUCCUGCGACAAACGUCAGGCAGUCCUUGGAGAAUAUGGGGCGGGCUUACAGGCUUGAGCAUUUGCUUGAUACUUCUUUUCACUUGGUGGAUGAGUGAAGAGAUCGCUUGUGAAAUGUACUGCCAGCCCAUGUACGCUUACUCGUCGCCUUACCCAUUCAGCGUCAACGCAAAUGCUCCCAAAUACCCCUUUGUUAUUCCAACCCUUAUCUACCGGACCUUCAUCCAAAGUUGGUGGGUUCCAAUAUCUUCCUUCUUUUCAUGGAUUGGCGCUACAAUGUGGGCAUGUUUCUUUGGUUUCGAAGAAGCGCAUCUUGUCAACCACAGCGCCAGCCAGACCAUGACAAGUACAAAUACUGUAAGAGAAAACCGCUGGAUUAGUGAAGAAGCGGCCAAACUUUUAGAAGAGAAGGGCUGGGAUCAUAGCAUGUUUGAAGAUGAAAUAUUGCCAGGAGGC
Molecule: messenger RNA, 5016 nt
Organism: Alternaria burnsii
Lineage: Eukaryota; Fungi; Ascomycota; Dothideomycetes; Pleosporales; Pleosporaceae
Product: quinate pathway repressor protein
Exons: 4
Biological process (GO): chorismate biosynthetic process
Molecular function (GO): 3-dehydroquinate dehydratase activity; 3-phosphoshikimate 1-carboxyvinyltransferase activity; shikimate 3-dehydrogenase (NADP+) activity
Source: RefSeq, a predicted model, not a curated record